AUGUUGAAGGUUGUUGAGGUUUCAACCUCAAAGACAGGGAAGCAUGAUCAUGCUAAAUGUCAUUUUGUUGCUAUAGACAUUUUCACGAGCAAGAAGCUUGAAGAUAUUGUUCCUUCUUCCCACAACUGUGAUGUAUGUUCCGAUUAUCAGCUGAUUGACAUUUCUGAAGAUGGAUAUGUGAGUUUGUUGACUGACAAUGGUAGCACCAAGGAUGAUCUCAAGCUCCCUACUGAUGACACUCUUCUUCAACAGAUAAAGAGUGGGUUUGAGGAUGGGAAAGAUCCAGUGGUGAGUGUGAUGUCAGCCAUGGGAGAGGAACAGAUCAAUGCUCUCAAGGACAUUGGUCCCAAGUGA
Arabis nemorensis is the source of this 354-nucleotide messenger RNA. The record is from the annotation of a GenBank genome assembly. Lineage: Eukaryota; Viridiplantae; Streptophyta; Magnoliopsida; Brassicales; Brassicaceae.